This is a messenger RNA of Parus major (Great Tit), 1907 nucleotides long. RefSeq names its product myosin-7. The transcript has 13 exons. Gene Ontology annotation, molecular function: protein binding; cytoskeletal motor activity; ATP binding. The annotation marks the transcript as partial. The record is from RefSeq and is a predicted model, not a curated record. Gene Ontology annotation, cellular component: myosin complex. Lineage: Eukaryota; Metazoa; Chordata; Aves; Passeriformes; Paridae.
UGGGAAUCAUGUCCAUCCUGGAGGAGGAGUGCAUGUUUCCCAAAGCCUCAGACAUGACAUUCAAGGCCAAGCUCUUUGAUAAUCACCUGGGCAAGACGGCCAACUUUGGGAAGCCACGUAAUGUCAAGGGGAAGCCAGAGGCCCAUUUCUCUCUUGUCCACUAUGCUGGGACAGUGGACUACAACAUCAUUGGGUGGCUGGAGAAGAACAAGGACCCCCUCAAUGAGACAGUGGUGGGGCUCUACCAGAAAUCAGCCCUGAAACUCUUGGCCAACCUCUUCUCCAACUAUGCUGGGGCAGAUGCUGGUGGUGAUGGAGGAAAGGGGAAAGGAGCCAAGAAGAAAGGUUCUUCCUUUCAGACUGUCUCAGCACUGCAUCGGGAGAACCUCAACAAGCUGAUGGCUAACCUGAAGACCACCCACCCUCACUUUGUCCGCUGCAUCAUCCCCAAUGAGCGAAAGGAGCCGGGUGUGAUGGACAAUCCCCUGGUAAUGCAUCAGCUGCGCUGCAAUGGGGUGCUAGAAGGCAUCCGCAUCUGUCGCAAGGGCUUCCCCAAUCGCAUCCUUUAUGGGGACUUCCGCCAGCGGUACCGCAUCCUGAACCCUGCCGCCAUCCCUGAGGGGCAGUUCAUUGACAGCCGCAAAGGCGCUGAAAAGCUCCUGGGAUCCAUUGACAUUGACCACAACCAGUACAAGUUUGGACACACCAAGGUCUUCUUCAAGGCUGGGCUGCUGGGACUUCUGGAGGAGAUGCGGGAUGAGCGCCUCUCCCGCAUCAUCACUCGCAUCCAGGCUCAGGCCCGAGGGCAGCUCAUGCGCAUUGAGUUCAAGAAGAUCCUGGAGCGCCGGGACUCACUGCUGGUGAUCCAGUGGAACAUCAGGGCCUUCAUGGGGGUGAAGAAUUGGCCUUGGAUGAAGCUCUACUUCAAGAUCAAGCCCUUGUUGAAGAGUGCAGAAACGGAGAAGGAGAUGCAGAACAUGAAGGAAGAAUUUGGACGGCUGAAGGAGGCCCUGGAGAAGUCAGAGACCCGGCGCAAGGAGCUGGAGGAGAAGAUGGUCUCCAUGCUGCAGGAGAAGAAUGACCUUCAGCUACAAGUGCAGGCUGAGCAGGACAACCUUAAUGAUGCUGAGGAGCGCUGUGACCAGCUGAUCAAGAACAAGAUCCAGCUGGAGGCCAAGGUGAAGGAGCUGACAGAGAGACUGGAGGAUGAGGAAGAGAUGAAUGCAGAGCUGACAGCUAGGAAGAGGAAGCUGGAGGAUGAGUGCUCAGAGCUGAAAAAGGACAUUGAUGAUCUAGAGCUGACUCUGGCCAAGGUGGAGAAGGAGAAACAUGCCACCGAGAACAAGGUGAAGAACCUCACAGAGGAGAUGGCCGGGCUGGAUGAAACCAUUGCCAAGCUAACAAAGGAAAAGAAGGCUCUGCAAGAAUCUCACCAGCAGACACUGGAUGACCUGCAGGCAGAGGAAGACAAAGUCAACACCCUGACGAAGUCCAAACUCAAGAUGGAACAGCAAGUGGAUGACCUUGAAGGCUCCCUGGAACAGGAGAAGAAGGUCCGCAUGGACCUGGAACGGGCCAAAAGGAAGCUGGAAGGUGACUUAAAACUGACCCAGGAGAACAUCAUGGACCUGGAGAAUGACAAGGAACAGCUGGAGGAGAAGCUCAAGAAGAAAGAGUUUGAGAUCAACCAGCAGAACAGCAAGGUUGAGGAUGAGCAGGCUCUGGCUCUGCAGCUCCAGAAGAAGCUGAAAGAGCUGCAGGCACGGAUUGAGGAACUGGAGGAGGAGUUGGAAGCAGAGCGGACAGGCAGAGCCAAGGUGGAGAAGCUGCGCUCAGACUUGUCACGAGAGCUGGAGGAGAUCAGUGAGCGUCUGGAGGAGGCAGGUGGUGCCACAUCAGUGCAGAUU